Gigantopelta aegis is the source of this 2222-nucleotide messenger RNA. RefSeq names its product 2-phosphoxylose phosphatase 1-like. The transcript has 3 exons. Lineage: Eukaryota; Metazoa; Mollusca; Gastropoda; Neomphalida; Peltospiridae. Gene Ontology annotation, cellular component: Golgi apparatus. Gene Ontology annotation, biological process: chondroitin sulfate proteoglycan biosynthetic process; dephosphorylation; glycosaminoglycan biosynthetic process. Gene Ontology annotation, molecular function: phosphatase activity. The record is from RefSeq and is a predicted model, not a curated record. The coding region runs from base 398 to 1984 and encodes 528 amino acids.
CUUAAGUUUUGUUGGACCUUGAGGAGAUAUGUUCGGGUUGAUUUAUUUAAACCUUUAUGAAACAUGUCGCGUUUAUCACUGACCACGUGUUCACUGUUUAUAAAUAACUGUAUUUGAACUGAAAUCAAUUACAUUAAUUAAUCGUUAUUAAGAAUGUACCAGUUAAAAGUUUCUACCGUCACAGCACUGUCAACAUUGCCAGUUUCAGUCACGUGAUCGUGUCAAUGCCAGCUGAUCUUUGUUUAUGUAUACUUCAAUUCACCAUUGAUAUAUAAUAUUCCAUUAUGAAAUUGAUACCGUCAGAAAAUAUAUUUAUUUAUUUUGGCAUAAGUUCGAUCCGAACCCCCCUUCAAUAUUAAAACAUUGUUUCAGCUUGAAAGAUUAUUAAAAUGUAGCCAUGCUACAUUUAAAGAGAAUGAUCAUGUCAUACUGUCGAAUAUUUAAUGGUCGAUGUAACAAGCUAAAAUUAAUUGCCAUUUUGAUACUGUUUACAAUAUUGGUGUCUGCAUCAUUAUUUCAUAUUUUCCUGAAUGAUGAAUCUUCUGGAAGUGUGCCUCAAGUGGCCCGUAUUAAAUACAGACACCGAUUUCAACAGGUUUCCACCCGAAACCCGGACUGGGGCGAGCAUGUGGCUUCUAGAGCCUUCUCUGAUCGUAGAACGGUUGUCAGGAAACAUGCACCACUUGGAAACAGACUGUUACAUCGAGAUGUUAACGAAUCUUUGUCUGUCGCUCGAAUCAGGGAAUAUUGCAAUGUGCCGUUAAUGAAUGCCACUGGAGAAGAAGGAGAGGCUCCCCCUGGUUACAGGCUGGUUAACGUACAGGUAAUGAUCCGCCAUGGUACUCGUUCCCCGAUGUACAGCUUCACGAACCAUCACAAUCCUCAACUGAGCUGCAAGUUCGACAACGCUGCCAAGAGUAACAAUCUGAUCAGGUCUUUCAUUGGAGCGAUGAAGACCAAUGAAAGGAGGCAGAACCCAAACAGUCCAUUUUUUCGCUGGUUGCUCUAUCCUCAGCGCAAACUGUGCGGCCCCUCAGAGCUGAUGCCUUCAGGAUCGAUGCAGCACGUGCUGAACGGGUUUCACUUCCAUGAGAAAUACGUCAGGAAAUGGAGACUCUUUGGAGAGUCUUUUCGUGGUGAACAGGUUCAUGUUGUGAGCACUCUCUAUUCCAGGACAUAUCAAAGUUCCAUUGCCUUCUUAUACAGCUUUCUUCCACGAUUUUAUCUCAACGAGCUGAACAUAGAACAGACUUCAAACCUGUUCUGUGACGAGAGGUUUGUCCACUCAUCCUGCAGUUGCCCUGCGUUACACAGACUGAAGGAAACUGUCAAUGUAGAGUCUCUACAAUUCAACAGAAACAACACCAGACUCUUCAGACUGCAGAAGUAUAUCGGUAAUGUGUUUGGACUGAAGCCACAGCAACUUCCCACAAUGUGGGCCAUGAUGGAUGUGUUUAUGGGUUAUGCCUGUAACAAGGUUAAACCGUUGCCAUGCAACAGUAACAGGAAGUGCAUUCAGCCUUGGGUCAUAGCAGAGUUGUGGGAUUUGUUGGACGGUUAUGGCGUGAAGUUAAAUAAUUUAAAGUCGUAUCAGCGCUACUCACAAGUGACGAUGCAUCCUUUUUUAGCGAAGGUACUUGAACAAAUGAAUUUGAGCAUAAAAAAUAGAACAAAGGUCAAGUUUUCCUUAUUUUCAGGCCAUGAUACGACCAUAACUCCAUUGGCAGUUACUCUUGGAAUUCAUGAUGGAAAAUGGCCGCACCUUGCAAGCCGAAUUGUAUUCGAGUUGUACUCUCAAGUUGGCCAGAAAGACCGCCAUUAUGUUAAGGUGCUGUACAAUGGAAGGAACAUUACACCAGACGCGAGCUUUUGUCAAGGACACGUCAUCAAUGGAAUGUGUAAACUGAAAUAUUUCACUAGGUUUGUGAGAGAAGAAAUUCUCCAAGGAAAAACAUACGCUCAUAUUUGUCACACAAACAUGUAAUUAUUUUAGUCCCCUACCAGUCCAACAGGAGGGGAUUAUAGGUUUCAUCUGUCUGUCUGUCUGUCUGUCUGUUCUAGUGCUGUUCCAAUGAUCAAUGCUAAUCGAAAAUUCAUUGGUGGGGCGGGACGUAGCCCAGUGGGAAAACGCUCGCUUGAUGCGCGGUCGGUCUAGGAUCAAUCCCCAUCGGUGGGCCUAUUGGACUAUUUCUCGCUCUAGCCAGUGCACCACGACUGGUGUA